Molecule: messenger RNA, 3582 nt
Organism: Hyalella azteca
Lineage: Eukaryota; Metazoa; Arthropoda; Malacostraca; Amphipoda; Hyalellidae
Exons: 2
Coding region: 221-2335 (704 amino acids)
Cellular component (GO): nucleus
Source: RefSeq, a predicted model, not a curated record
GAAAAAUUCGAGUACUGAGCUUCACGUAGCCACUAGACAAUAGUGCAGUUGUGCGUUGUUUCCAGUUAUCUCAAUUUAAUUAUUGUAUCUGACAAGAAGAUAUUCCGAUCGCGCGUCGGUUGAGGUACAGUGUACCAGCAUCAGCAUCGUCGCCCGGUGAUUGACAGCAUGAACUGAUCUCGGACGCAGGAACAGAGAUUCAGACUUAAUCUUCAUCAACAUGGAGGGGUCAAACGCUGGCAUAGGUCAGAUCAGCAACGUGGUGGCUUUGGGCAACAAUACCAUCGCCCUCAACGGUGCCAAUCUCACAAACUUGACUGCAAUGCCUGCAGGCACAGUCACUGUGCCGGUGUCUGGGAUGCACACCGUACAAGGGGUCCCCGUUGCCUUCUAUAACUACACCCCAGAAGGCAUGGGACAGCUUGUGGCGACCACGGGGCAAACAGUGCAGUUGGAACUGGCUGGUAACACGGACAUCGCGCGACAGUUCAAUCAGCAAGUGCAAGCUCAGUACGGCACUCAUAUCCAGCUACAACUGGUACCAGCGCAGCUGCCUACUAUGCAGCCGCAACAGGUGCAACAAACUCAACAAGUUAUCCCUUUACAGAUACAACAGUCACACACAGUACAACACAUUGCUCAGCCUCAGCAACAUCAGCCGCAGCAGGUCACUGUUCAGCAGAUACAGCAAACCGUUAAGAUUGACGACGACGCUGGUAACUAUCCAUCGGUUUCGAAUCCUGUCGAGAAUGCCUCAGAAACUGCAAAGAAGAAAAAUACUAAACCAGUUGGUUCUGACCGUGUGCCUUGUCCCAUGUGUCCUAAAACUGUUUCUUGUUCGGCCACGCUGCGCGAUCAUAUGCGUACGCAUACUGGCGAGCGGCCUUUUUCUUGCUCUGAAUGUGGCCUUGCAUUCUCGCAGCGCUCAAAUCUGCGCAUGCACAAGCGUCUUCACACUGGAGAGCGCCCGUACAUGUGCGGCAUAUGUGGCAAAACGUUCGCUCGGUCUUCUCAUCUCCCCGCACACAUGCGUACGCACACCGGCGAAAAACCAUAUGUGUGUACGUCAUGUGAUCACGCAUUCAUCACUGCUCAGCAGCUCAAAAACCACAAUCGCGUCCACACAGGUGAAAAACCUUGGCGAUGUGAUCUCUGUCCUGCAGCCUUCACACACUCUUCUUCGCUCUCGACUCACAAGAAAAAGCACACAGGAAAUAAACCUUUCGAAUGCGAUAAAUGCACUAAAAAGUUUUUCUUCACAUCUGCUUUAGAUAAGCACUUGAAAGUUCACUCCAAGGCUCGCCCUUUCAUAUGCCCUACGUGCGAGAAUACCUUCAAGUAUAAAGAGAGUUUGACUGUGCACAUGGAGCGAUAUUGUGGCCGUCAGAGCGAGAAGAAGCAAAGGGCGCCAAGAAAACCUGAUGCCAAGAAGCCUGGUCCCAAGCCAGGUGCGGGACGCAAGUAUGUGCAGCAACGGAAAGGCAGGCCCAGGGGACGUCCCCGAAAACGUGGCAGGCAAAAGAAGGUAGUGAAAAAGCAACAGCCACAGCAACCCAAAGUCGUAUCUACAGAAAGUCCUGUCUCGGAAAUUUAUGGCAUGAAGAAUGAUAACGAAGACGAAGAUGAUGGUGAAAAGGUGGGAAGUAUUAUGUUCCACACGGACUCCGAUGAUGAUAUCCCUGUUGCUGAACUCAAGGUCGAGAAAAUAGAAGGUACUAACGAGACCCAUGUGGUGGUUGAGUCAGUUUCUGGUGAUCGCAACGAUGGCAUUGUAUCGUCGUCUGCCGUUCACAACGAAAUGAGUCAUGCGGACGCAAUGCACGUUUCAGUCGCACAUUCAUCUGGCAUUCAUCAAGUUGGUGAUCUCGGGUCGAGCAUCGUGCAGUUCGAUCCGAGCACAGUGACCAUCGUGUCUGCUGAAGAAGCUGAGCGACAUUUGGCCAACAGUAACUUGCAGAUAAUGACACUGCAACCUGAGAUGCUUCAGCUCAUGCAGCAGGGCGCACAACCUGGUCACAUCAUCAGCUCCGAUGUGCUGCACAACGCAUCACAGAUUCAGAUAUCGCAGGUUCAAACUCUACAGAACAAUAUUCACAUUGAUCAACAUCAAGAUGUCGCGCAACAUCAAAUGCAUAUUCAGCAUCAACACCAUCAUCAGCCUCAACAGCACGCUACCAAUCACACAUCUAUGGGUAGCAACCACCAGAUGCAGCAGCAGCAGCAGCAUCAUCACCAACAGCAGCAGCAACAGAACAUCGUGAUGAGCAAUCAGUGCAACGGUGUGCCGUCUGACAUAGUUGUGAAGAAUGGUCUGCAGGUUUAUUAUACCCGUUAAAAGAUUUGUCCUUCUUUUAAUUACUUUAUUUAUCAAUUCUUGGCACAGCAUUUGAUUCUAAUAAAUUCUGAGGUUUAGCUAUUCUGCAAAUACUUGUUUGCACCCAUUUUCGCCUUGAUGUAUUUGCCAUUCAAGUAGAGAAUUGUUUCCACGGUGCAGAUAAAUCGGGUUAUUUUGAUUUUGACCAAAUUUGCUGCCACAUGAUAUUAUGAACCAACUUUCCUCCUUUGAUUCCUAAAUUGACUUUUACAACACUAAAAUGGUAGUGAAAAAUGCAUAUUUCCCGGACUGAUCUAAACUAGCCAAGAGGAUUUGGUUUGAAAAGAAAUGGCAAUUUAAUUCGAAUAAACUUUAUCAUUGUGGCGCAGGCUAGCGUGUGUAAUUUGUUAUCAAUUGGUUAGUCGCUUAAGCAUUUUCUUUUACACCCGGUCAUUUCAACGAUUGUUGCAGUUUAUCGUAAGUUUAGUGUUGACCAGAUUCACUGGCGUUUCCAAUAACAUUUUCGGUCAUCUCAAACUUGUCUUACAUGUACGUGAUUACAUCGUUAGUCGCAGAUACGACCAUGGGUUGACACGUGUAUAUUUUUCACCUGUUAUGCAAUUUUCGGAUAAAAAAUUUCACAUGCUUGCUCGUAGCUUAAUAAAUCUUGUCUACUCGUCGUUUCUUGCGUAGCUGUUAAAUCUUUCUGCUAGCUCCUAGUAGAAUGUAAGCCCAUACGUGCAGCUGUGUCGUGUGAUAGACGAGGAGUUAUUGAUUAGCAUGAUCAUGUCUCAAAGUAGCCUGCCAUCUUGUUCAGCAAAAACAACUUGUUGGUUUGAAAUGCUGAGUCAUUCGAAAUUCAGUGCGGCGUUUCCCUCCAAAACUGCACCGCAGAGAAAAUUACCAGAGAAUUGUUUUUACUUAGUCAAUUAUUUUCGUCAACUGGAUUAGCGCUUGUUAAUUGACGUCAUGUUGGUGUUCAAUUUAUGAACCACAUUAACAUUGUUAUUGUGCAUGCAAAUACACGCAGUGAUUAAUAAUAAUAAAGAACGUUGAGGCAUUUGCUUCUCAAAAUUUUACAAUCUAAUUUAAAAAAUGAUGGAGAUUAACGAUUUUUAAACUAUAGUUGAUAGAACGUCAUGAUGCUUUAUUUUGAUAAUCAUUAUUGGUUGGUUGUAUUUUAAGCUGUAACGAAGAUUAAUUUUAGCGAUAUAACUGCUGUGGCAAUUUAAUUUAUUUUUAAGUGGUAAUAAAUUGAAAUAAAUUUA